Molecule: messenger RNA, 3639 nt
Organism: Carassius auratus (goldfish)
Lineage: Eukaryota; Metazoa; Chordata; Actinopteri; Cypriniformes; Cyprinidae
Product: voltage-gated potassium channel subunit beta-1
Exons: 14
Coding region: 1408-2604 (398 amino acids)
Biological process (GO): transmembrane transport; potassium ion transport; regulation of potassium ion transmembrane transport
Cellular component (GO): membrane; voltage-gated potassium channel complex; cytoplasm
Molecular function (GO): potassium channel regulator activity; transmembrane transporter binding; voltage-gated potassium channel activity
Source: RefSeq, a predicted model, not a curated record
CAUAUAUAAUGUCUGUUUCAAUCAUACUGGACAACAGAGGGUGCACUUGUGCAGAAACUCCACAUAUGCAUCACAGGACUAAUAGAACUCAUGACGUUCCAGGAAAUUACAUCGGAAUGUGAAAACAACAUGGACGCUAACGUUACAACAAAUAUGUUGGAUUUGUAUUAUCAGAGCUUUCCGAAAUUGCGUUGAAUGCAGUAUUACUUAUGAUUGCAGUAUAAUUUAACUACCAAUCAUUGUGCAGUGAUGAUGCUCCUUACAUGCGUUUCAGAGCACCAGUGGGUGAAUAUUUCAGCUGACAGCUCAGGCAUUUAAGUAAGGCACUGAAAGUGGUAACAAUCAUAAAGGGUUUUGGUACCCAGUCCUAGUAGUAAUCAGCCAUCAAAUAUCUUAUUUUUUAGUGGGUUUUGCAUAUUAAGCUGUGAAACAUGAAAGUAUUUUAACCUAAAAUUACAUACUUCACCUUAAAAGGGCUUGAAUAUGUUUUUAACCUCAAUGUUACCUUCAAAAUAUCUUUUAACGGCUUUCAAUUUAGCAUUUGUUGGUUUCAUGCUUAGCGCUGAAAGAGUGUUGAACUCAUGUGUGCACAGGUGCACGAAACAUUGCACUUGGUCUGUGUCACAGAUAUUACACUCCACAGCAGUGGAGCAAGAGCGCGAUACGCUGGAAAAGAAAGAGAGCGAGGCAGAUAAAGGGAGGUAGAGAGCGCUUUAAACAGACGUGGACGACUACCUACUGCUCAUUCCCCCAGAGCUGUAGCGCAGAUGAAGCAUCACUGCUGAGCUCACCAAAAAAAAAAAAAAAAACAGAUCUAAAUAGAAAAGAGAGGAAAAAACAGGGAAACAGAGAAAGAAAAAGCAGGUCAGAAGCUCAUUAAAAGCUUGAAUUAUCAUCAGCUGUAGGAAGUGAAUGAAUGUGUGUGAGAGAGAGUGUAAGAAAAGAGGAGGACCUCAGAAGAGAGGAGAGAAGUGUCAGCAGAGCUGUGGAUUUAUGCUGUCCGAUCUUGACAUCGCUCCCUCCUUUCCUCCUCCUCUCCUCCCCCCUUCAGCAGGCGGGCUUUUUGUGGCUGACCAUGCGAGGAUCCUCUCAGUGCCACGGGAAUCUCCUCUCCACCUCCGGACAGUUCUGCAGCUCUCGUUCUGUGGCUCACUGACCCCGAUGCAGCCUUAGUAGUUGUAUUUUUCACGAGGGAACGUCUUGGACAAGGAGCAACACAACUUUUGGACUGUGCAGACGUCUCCUUUUUCCUUGUGCUCAAUAAUUGAUGCGGUUUCCCUGUUGCUGCUUUGACUGUAAUCACAAGACGGGAUCAGGGAGGAAGGUCGGGACUGUGACCCCUGCAUGAUCCCUCAGUGUGUCCUCUCUGUGUUGUAGACUGUAUCUUCUUCAUCCACCUCAUCCAGCAUGCAGGUCUCCAUCGCUUGCACAGACCACAACCUGAAGGGUCGAAAUGGGGACCAUGGAAAAACGAACACCACCAGCCCCAACGUGGUGAACGCGGCACGGGCAAAGUUCCGCACAGUCGCCAUCAUCGCCCGGAGCUUCGGCUCUUUUACCCCACGCCACCACAUCUCCCUCAAAGAGUCCACCGGCAAGCUCACCGGCAUGAAGUACCGGAACCUUGGGAAAUCUGGAUUGAGAGUUUCAUGCCUCGGUCUGGGCACAUGGGUGACAUUUGGAGGACAGAUUUCAGAUGAAGUGGCGGAGCAGCUGAUGACUAUAGCGUAUGAGAGCGGGGUAAACCUUUUUGACACUGCAGAGGUGUAUGCUUCUGGAAAAGCUGAAGUCAUAAUGGGAAACAUCAUCAAAAAGAAGGGCUGGAGGCGAUCCAGUCUGGUUAUUACCACAAAGCUCUACUGGGGUGGAAGAGCCGAGACAGAACGAGGCCUUUCUAGGAAACACAUUAUUGAAGGUCUUAAGGGCUCCUUGCAGAGGAUGCAGCUGGAAUAUGUGGAUGUGGUCUUCGCCAACCGGCCUGAUAGCAACACACCGAUGGAGGAGAUCGUCAGAGCCAUGACCUACGUGAUAAACCAAGGCAUGUCCAUGUACUGGGGGACCUCACGAUGGACAGCUAUGGAAAUAAUGGAAGCAUAUUCUGUAGCGAGGCAGUUUAACCUGAUUCCUCCAGUGUGUGAGCAGGCGGAGUAUCAUCUCUUCCAGAGGGAGAAGGUCGAGGUGCAGCUGCCUGAGCUCUACCAUAAGAUAGGUGUGGGCGCCAUGACAUGGUCUCCUUUGGCCUGUGGGAUCAUCACUGGAAAGUAUGAAAACGGUAUCCCAGAAUCCUCCAGGGCUGCUAUGAAGUCAUACCAGUGGCUUAAAGACAAGAUAGUCAGUGAGGACGGACGAAAGCAGCAGGCAAAGCUGAAAGAACUCAGUCAUAUAGCUGAGAAGCUGGGCUGCACUUUGCCUCAGCUCGCCGUAGCCUGGUGUCUGCGGAACGAGGGAGUGAGCUCGGUACUACUAGGAACCUCAAAUGCAGAGCAGCUAACUGAAAACCUGGGAGCCAUACAGGUUCUUCCAAAGAUGACAUCCCACGUGGUCUCUGACAUUGAUCAUAUACUUGGGAACAGGCCGUACAAUAAAAAGGACUAUCGGUCCUAGGGGCUCUGGACGCGGGCUCAGGGUGAAGAGAGAUAUGUGUGUAGCAGUGUUCAUGCCCUAGUGGUUCCUGCUCCGAAUCGGUUUUCAUCAUCGGUCAGGCCUUAGAGUGCCGUCCUCCAUAACCUGUUACCUGCAUCCCCUCUGUUUCUGCUAGUGUGCCUUUGCACCCAAACACAGCAAGAAUCCUCUCGACUGGUGUCCAGGUGUCACCUUGUUAAGGCACCUUGCUGGAGAGCUUCACUCACAAAUGUGAUUUAUGAACCUUAUAAACACCCAUGCUUGACCUAUGCUCUCAAAACCAUCAGCCACCGGGACGUCUGGCGGUAUUAGCGCACACACAGGGUGGAGGAAAAGCGCAUGUCGUCCUCUUGUGUUCAAACGCAGCAACUGCAGACCUGUAGAGCGCAGACUCUGUGGAGCAGUGUGCAUUCACAAAGAUUCGAGCUGUUUUGCCUGUGCAAGAAUGCCUGUGUUGAUAUUUUCUGAGGGAUAUUUUAAAGACGUUAUGCGUGUUUGCUUUAUAAUGCGGUAGAAAAAUAAGUAAAUGCACUCAUCUGACCUAUAGGAAAUUACUUGAAUGAGGGUAGCAUAAAUCUAUGAAUACAUGCUUACUGAACAUGCAACUGUAUUAUAAACCGACCUCAAUCCGCAGUCUAAAUAUACAGUAUUAGAGUUGAUCUGACAUGCAUAGAAUAUAUGCCAGCAGUCUAAUGCAUUCAUGUUUGACUAUAAAUGAGUGACUUGUUUUUCCUUUUAGUAACAGUGUGAAAGAUAUUCAGAGGAAAACAACUUAAAGGGAUGGCCUUGUGAAAAAGAAAUGUUUAAUUAUAUUGAAUGUGCACUUUUAGUGUACUUUCAAUUUCAAAAGUAUGUUUUUUUAAAAAACUGUACUUCUAGAUAACAACAUAUCAAUGCAGGCCAUGUAAGUGUACUGAAAUAAAGUACAGUUUCAUGACCAUAUUCUUUAAUACACUUAAUUGGACUUUUAAGAAGUCAGAUGUUGUUGUGCUUUAAAAGAAGUACACUUAUUUUAUA